Molecule: messenger RNA, 4757 nt
Organism: Mobula hypostoma (lesser devil ray)
Lineage: Eukaryota; Metazoa; Chordata; Chondrichthyes; Myliobatiformes; Myliobatidae
Gene: emilin3b
Product: EMILIN-3
Exons: 7
Coding region: 278-3115 (945 amino acids)
Molecular function (GO): protein binding
Source: RefSeq, a predicted model, not a curated record
UUGUGGAGGUGGGCGACUGCUGGUGGCGAUAUAGACUCAGGGCCAGAGCCAAUGGCUCAUCAAUCGCCCCCUGCCCCGCAGUCUCCCCCAUCUCAGCUCUGACCCGGCGUGCGCUACCGCGGGACUCCCGUUCACCCCCACCCAUCCCACCUUCUCUUUUCCAGCUGAUGCUCACGUUCCCCGAGUCUCAGGCGUUCGGACAAAUUUUGCACCGCUUCUAGUUUAAGAGACGGGCUCGACUGCGCCUCUACACCUGGAUUUUUUUUAAGCUGUCACGAUGUUAGAAAGCGCGUCGGCAUCUUCCUCUGUGAUUCUGUGCUGCCUGGUGGCAUUGACCCUUCUUACACUCAUGGAAGCGAAGGGCAAUUUCUACGCUCCGUACCGCUAUAACCUCUUCACCUCAGGGACAAGUCCCAGUCUGAAAGGAGCAGGGCGGAGCACGGCCCGGCACAAGAAUUAUUGCGCCUAUAUUGUGAAGAAGAAUAUCACUUGCACGAUGCAAGACGGCACAGACACCUUUGUGAAAGCCGAAUACCAUCAGUGUGCUUGGGGACAACUCAAGUGUCCGGGCGUAGUCAUAUAUCGGACCUUUCUAAAGCCUAGGUAUAAAAUUGGAUACAAGACAGUUACAGAGUUGGAAUGGAGAUGUUGUCCAGGAUAUUCUGGUGAUGCUUGCCAAGAAGGUCCUACUAUAGGAGUCCCUGAACUUGGACCAUCAUAUCCAGGACCCAGAAAAGGUUAUUAUGGCCCUAAACCUCCAGAUAUAUAUGGGGAACGAAUUGACCGUUUAGAAGAUGAAAUGCGACGAUUUUCACAAUCAGUUGAGAAACUCCAAACAAUGGUCAGUGGAAUCAGUGAUAGCCUCAGGCUAUCGAUUCAGGAGGAUACCAACAAAAUGAUUGUUUCGUUGCUAAAUAAUCUGAAAUACCCUGAUGCUGCAGUUGGCUUUGGAUAUAUAACCGAUGGCCUAGAAAACCUGACUAAAGGGGAACCAACAUAUCCACCAGCAAUGGGAGACUUGGUGGCUAAAGUGACAGAAGUUAAGGAUGUAUUGAAAACAAAGAGUGACUUGCUUGAUGAAGUUCAUGGGAUGGUGAUUGGCCACGAUGGACAACUCAGACAACUACUGGAGGCCAGUAGACCCUCUUCACCUUUAGUCACUGAGAACUUAAUUGGUCCUUACAUAGAUGCCAAACUCACCAAGUUCAGAGGGGACCUAUUGGAUGGCUUUGAAAACAAGUUUACAGGUGUCCAAACCGACUGUGAUUACAAGGUAAAGCUGGUCCAACAGCAGUGCGAUGAACUAAAAAGUAUAAACCAAAGACUUCAGGAAACAAUAGAUGGAAAAGAAUCUGACCUGAAGAAGGAGAUUAAUAAUUUACAAACUCAAAUUGAUGGAUUGGCUGUAACUGAAAAUUGUUGUGACACUGUUAAGUAUUUGACAGACAAAGUCACCGCCUUGGAACAAAAACUACGUGAGAUCUCCGACAAUCAAAAGUCAUUAACAACUCGAUUUGAGAAUGAAUUACCACAGUUCUCCACCAUUCACAUAGAAAAUAUCCAUGAUAGUAGGUUGGAUGACAUUGAGGCUAAAAUCAACACAACAGAGAAAAGCUUAGAAGAAAAUUGCUUGAACAUUGAAAACAACAUUAAGGAGUAUUUUGGGACUGAAUUGGAUGGAAUGAAAACAAUUAUGCACGAUAAGCUGAAGGAGAUCGAGAGCCGGGUUACCAUUAUAGUUGAAGAAAUAAGCAAUGUAACUACACCUGCAAACCUAGAGGGAGUAGUAAUUCCAAUGCUAGAAACAGAAAUUGCUACUAUUAAAAAGCAAAAUCACGAUGGUCUGGAUAACUUGGAGGGGAGAAUUAUAGCUCUGGAAAAUCAGUGUACCUCAGUUAUUAGCGACAUUGAAAUUCUCAGAACAGACGUUGAUGGCUGUCAGAAAAACUGCCGAGAUAUUGUGGCCCAGCUGGAUAAGAACUCCGGCCUGCUCAACAGGCUUAACUAUUCCAUGUUUGAAAUACAAAGGAAAAUUAAAGAGGAAGAAGAAUCCAGUGGAGUGCAGGGAGAAAUUACUUUACUGAAGAUCAACAUCAACUCAGUUAACAAAACCCUGAAAGGAAUUAAAGAGGCUGUCAGCCGAUACGCUGACGAUUUUGCCAAUGCCAAUUCAACCUGGGAUGAACACGACCGCAAAAUGACAGAUGAAGUUCAUCUAAUUCAACAGAUACUGACUAGCCAAGGUUCCCAGCUUAUGUUUAAUGGCAAGCGUGUCCAUGAGCUCAAAGGAGAUCUUCAGCGAAUUAACCACAGGGUUAUGUCAGAUCUCCAUAACUGCAAGCACAGUGCUCAAGACAUCCAGAAGGAAGUAUCUCAGGUUGACAGGCGGGUGGCAGAAAUGGAGAGUGUGUGCAGUAAACUAAAUGCACUAGCAGCCAGUCUGGAUUUUAUUAAGGAUGCUUUGGAUAAUCAUGCUGGUGAUCUGUGGAGUUACUUAGACCAAAUGAAUGGAACCCUUGUGAUACAUGGUCAAGAAAUCACUGGUCUGAAAGAUUCAGUGCGUGAGUGCCGUACCAAGAUUUCAGGCAUUGGAGAGCAGCCAUUAUUUGGUUUACAAGAACCCAUUGGCCCUUCAGGAGCAUCAGGAAACAAGGGUCUUACUAACCACGUCGUAUUUUCUGUUGGUCUAACUGAAGAGCCCUUUACUGCUGAUAAUGGUGUUGUAAGGUUCAACAAAAUUCUGAUCAACGAUGGAGGGCAUUAUGCACCUAACACAGGUGUAUUUACUGUCCCUCACAGUGGACAGUAUUUUAUUAGUGCUGUACUGACUCCGCAAAGAAAUGAACGCAUAGAGGCUGUGCUGACAGUAUCCAAUGUAAGCAUUGCACAAGUGGACACAGCCGGCUAUAGGACUGAACGACUAGAAAUUUCAGUGGAUGAAAAUGAGGAUCAUCCUGGAGGAGGCCUUGCUGUGUUCAGCCUAAUUCUCAGGCUGAAAGCUGGUGAUGAAGUCAGUGUUGUUGUCAUGUCAGGAAAAUUAGCUUACACGAGAACAGAGGAGCUAUACUCUACAUUCAGUGCUAUUUUAUGGAACGAUUCACCAAUGCAUAGUUGACAAAACCGAGGUAACUAGAACUGAUAGAAUUGGCCAUCCUUUGAUUUAAAAUGCUUACUGUAAAUCUCACAAUGAACUAACUGGAAAUACUCAUUUCAAUUGUAAACAUCUGGCAGACUGAACUACACUAGAACUGCAAUCUUUGGCCAAUCUAAAUUUUUAAGUCAAGAACCACUAAGUGAAACAAACUGAGUUACUGUAUAUUCAAGUUAAAUAUCUUCAGAGACAAAGCCUGUAGGUUACCGUUCAUGUGUUAUUAACCCUUUGAGAAUAGUACUGUUCAGCCAGAUAAUGGCAUCAUUUAAUAUUAAGAUGACUGAUUUUAAAAAUGCUAUUUCCUUUGUACAUAUUAUGAUUCUAUUUUAAAUUACUCAUUUUCUGACAUUUCCAGUUUUAUAUAAUCUAUACAAAGAUAAUAGUACUUUGAAAGCUUAGUCUCAAUGCUGAACAGGUUAAAAAGCUGAAGAUUUUAUAUGGGAUCUUAAAAUGUUUGUCAGUGGCCAUUUAAUCAAAAGAACUUUUCUCAUCGAAGGAAAUUCCAUGUAAAAUGCUCAAACCCAGAAUAUUAAACAGCAUGACUUACACUAGAGCGAUUUUCAAUGUUUGGAGCUCAGAAAUAUCCUGGCACCACCAUUCCCUGCUAGACUGUACAUCAGGAUGUAAGCUAUCAUUGGCCAUUAGAACAUUGUUAGCUUAUAAAACCAGGCCAAGUGGUAGCAAAUAUUUUGACUUGGGUAGCCUAAACAACCCUGUAGUUACCAGAAUAAUUUAUUUUUAAAUGUAAGCUUUUCAUUCUUUUCUAUGAAAAUUCAUCAUUAAACUUCAUUUGUCAUACAGGCUAAGCUACACUUACUCCAUGCCAACUUUUCAUGUCUUCAUUUUAAAAUUUUGUGUGCAUUUGCCUUCACUUUUAACUAUCCAAAGAUUCAGAGAGCAGAUAUUGAGAAAUGAAUAGCAGUUACCUAGGCUGCACUCAGAAUUUCUGCCAAUUUGCUAACAAUGAGAUAGUUGACUUUCAUCAAGGAGUCAGUGCUAAUAUGCUUCCUAUGUUUGAACGUUAUGGAUUAUGAAUUGUUUCUGCAUCAACUGAACAUUAGUUAGGGACGUGAUUUAUUGUGUCAGCAAUACCCAGUAUCAUUUCCAAGGCAGAAAAGUUGCAUUUUCAAUAACGAUUGUUAAAUGUUAAUGAAUGCUUGUGAAUGGUCAGAGAUUGUGAAGUGGAUGAAUGUACAGCAGAGCGGACACAAUGGUCUGAAUGCCUAAUCCUGCUCUCAUGUCUUAUGGUAUUUAACUGAAAUUAGUUGUUAAAAAUAACAUUCAGAUGCAGAUUAUAGCACAGUAAUCACUUAAGUAUUUGAUCAAUCGACUGUUUGAAGUUGACAGUCUGUUGUAAAACAAACUGCCAGAACAUUUGCAGUAAUUUGAAAUAUUUCCCCAAAAAUAUAUUGAGAAAAAGUAUAAUUCUUUAUAUUUAGUAAUAAAUGCUAACAUAACAUUGCAGCUCAGACAUUUUUAACACAAUGAAGAAUUGUUCAACAUACACAUGAACUUGAAAUCCUCGUGUUUGUAUAUUAGUGUACAUCUUUGAACAUAUGAAACUUGAUGAACAAGUUAUGGUGCUAUUUUCUGUAAAUUAAAUACA